Molecule: messenger RNA, 6302 nt
Organism: Chionomys nivalis (European snow vole)
Lineage: Eukaryota; Metazoa; Chordata; Mammalia; Rodentia; Cricetidae
Gene: Ythdc2
Product: YTH N6-methyladenosine RNA binding protein C2
Exons: 30
Coding region: 172-4476 (1434 amino acids)
Cellular component (GO): intracellular anatomical structure
Molecular function (GO): RNA binding; protein binding; ATP binding
Source: RefSeq, a predicted model, not a curated record
UUUCGCUUCCACGGCUGCCGUGAGCGGAGCUCUCCCGCUCACCGCCCGUGGCGCUGCCUGCCUGCCGAGCGGUCGGUCGGCCGCGGUCCCUCAGGCUCUCUCCGUCUCUGUCACUGCCCGCUGGCAGCAGGCCUGGCCGCUCCCACGCGGAGCGAGCUUCUCCUCAGGGCCAUGUCCAGGCCGAGCAGCGUCUCGCCGCGUCCUCCGGCUCCUGGCGGAGGCGGCAGCGGAGGAGGCGGCGGCGGCCCCGCUUCGUGUGGUCCUGGAGGCGGCGGCCGGGCCAAGGGGCUCAAAGACAUUCGUAUCGACGAGGAGGUAAAGAUCGCCGUCAACAUCGCGCUGGAGCGCUUCCGAUAUGGUGACCAGCGAGAAAUGGAAUUUCCUUCUUCUUUGACCAGUACAGAAAGAGCCUUUAUUCACCGACUGAGUCAGUCUCUUGGUUUAGUUUCUAAAAGUAAAGGAAAGGGAGCAAAUAGGUACCUAACUGUGAAGAAGAAAGAUGGAUCAGAGACAGCCCAUGCAAUGAUGACCUGUAAUUUGACUCACAAUACAAAACAUGCUGUUAGAAGCCUAAUUCAGAGAUUUCCUGUCACCAAUAAAGAGCGUACUGAACUUCUACCUAAAACAGAAAGAGGAAAUGUGUUUGCAGUUGAAGCUGAAAACCGAGAAAUGAGCAAGACAAGUGGGCGACUUAACAAUGGCAUACCUCAAGUUCCUGUGAAAAGGGGAGAGUCCGAAUUUGAUGCUUUCAGGCAGUCUUUACCAGUUUUUGAAAAACAAGAAGAAAUUGUUAAAAUAAUAAAAGAGAAUAAAGUAGUUUUGAUUGUAGGAGAAACUGGGUCUGGAAAGACUACACAGAUUCCUCAGUUCCUAUUAGAUGAUUGCUUUAAGAAUGGCAUUCCCUGCCGAAUAUUUUGUACUCAGCCAAGACGAUUAGCUGCUAUUGCUGUGGCUGAAAGAGUUGCCGCCGAGAGAAGGGAAAGAAUUGGUCAAACAAUUGGUUAUCAAAUCCGAUUAGAAAGCAGGGUUUCUCCAAAGACACUUUUGACAUUUUGCACUAAUGGGGUAUUGCUUCGUACAUUGAUGGCAGGUGAUAGCACACUGUCAACUGUGACCCAUGUCAUUGUGGAUGAAGUACAUGAAAGGGAUCGGUUCAGUGAUUUUUUACUCACAAAAUUAAGAGAUUUGUUGCAAAAGCACCCAACUUUGAAACUAAUUCUUUCUAGUGCUGCCUUGGAUGUGAAUCUCUUCAUAAGAUAUUUUGGAAGUUGUCCAGUGAUAUAUAUACAGGGAAGACCAUUUGAAGUAAAAGAAAUGUUUCUGGAAGAUAUUUUAAGAACUACUGGAUAUACCAACAAAGAAAUGUUAAAGUACAAAAAGGAAAAGCAACGAGAAGAGAAACAGCAAACCACACUCACAGAAUGGUACUCAGCUCAAGAGAAUACUUUCAAGCCUGAGUCUCAGAGGCAGAGAGCUGUUGCAAGUGUGUCUGAAGAGUAUGAUUUAUUAGAUGAUGGAGGUGAUGCUGUCUUUAGUCAACUGACAGAAAAAGAUGUGAAUUGCCUUGAACCAUGGUUAAUCAAAGAAAUGGAUGCUUGUCUUUCUGACAUAUGGCUACAUAAAGAUGUUGAUGCUUUUGCUCAGGUCUUUCAUCUAAUUUUAACUGAAAAUGUUAGUGUUGAUUACAGACAUAGUGAGACCAGUGCCACAGCUCUGAUGGUUGCCGCGGGACGGGGUUUUACGAGUCAAGUAGAACAGUUAAUUAGUAUGGGAGCCAAUGUCCACAGUAAAGCAUCAAAUGGCUGGAUGGCUUUAGAUUGGGCUAAGCACUUUGGACAAACUGAAAUUGUGGAUCUUCUAGAAUCUUACAGUGCUUCAUUGGAAUUUGGAAAUCUAGAUGAAAGUUCUUUGGUUCAAACAAAUGGAAAUGACCUCAGUGUAGAAGACAGAGAGCUGUUGAAAGCUUACCAUCAUAGUUUUGAUGAUGAAAAGGUAGACUUGGAUUUGAUCAUGCAUCUUCUAUACAAUAUCUGCCAUAGUUGUGAUGCUGGUGCAAUAUUAAUUUUUCUACCUGGAUAUGAUGAAAUUGUUGGUUUGAGGGAUCGUAUCCUGUUUGAUGACAAGCGGUUUGCUGACAAUACACAUAGAUAUCAAGUCUUUAUGCUCCAUUCAAAUAUGCAGACAUCUGAUCAAAAGAAGGUAUUAAAAAAUCCACCUGCAGGUGUCCGAAAAAUAAUCCUUUCCACCAAUAUUGCUGAAACAAGCAUCACUGUCAAUGAUGUUGUCUUUGUUAUUGAUUCUGGUAAGGUGAAGGAGAAAUCCUUUGAUGCACUGAAUUUUGUUACAAUGUUAAAAAUGGUGUGGAUUUCCAAAGCUAGUGCCAUACAGCGCAAAGGCAGAGCUGGACGAUGUAGACCUGGAAUUUGUUUCCGUCUGUUUAGUAGACUCCGAUUUCAGAACAUGCUGGAAUUUCAGACUCCAGAGCUCUUGAGAAUGCCUUUGCAGGAACUUUGUUUACAUACUAAAUUGUUAGCCCCUGUUAAUUGUACCAUUGCUGACUUCCUUAUGAAAGCCCCUGAACCACCUCCAGCUUUAAUUGUAAGAAAUGCUGUUCAGAUGCUUAAGACAAUAGAUGCAAUGGAUGCAUGGGAAGACCUGACUGAGCUUGGGUAUCAUUUGGCUGAUUUGCCAGUAGAGCCACAUCUCGGUAAAAUGGUCCUGUGCGCUGUUGUUUUAAAGUGUCUGGACCCCAUCCUAACAAUUGCCUGUACACUAGCUUAUCGCGACCCUUUUGUACUGCCUACCCAGGCCUCUCAAAAACGUGCAGCUAUGCUUUGUAGGAAACGGUUCACUGCAGGAACUUUCAGUGACCACAUGGCACUUCUCAGAGCAUUCCAGGCAUGGCAGAAAGCACGAAGUGAUGGCUGGGAGCGAGCUUUUUGUGAAAAGAAUUUUCUCUCACAAGCUACUAUGGAAAUCAUUAUAGGCAUGAGAACACAGUUACUUGGUCAGCUUAGAGCAUCAGGUUUUGUUAGAGCACGAGGUGGUGGUGACAUUCGAGAUGUUAACACAAAUUCCGAGAACUGGGCCGUUGUUAAAGCUGCAUUGGUAGCAGGCAUGUAUCCUAAUUUAGUCCAUGUGGACAGAGAGAAUGUAGUAUUGACAGGGCCAAAGGAAAAAAAAGUACGAUUUCAUCCCACUUCAGUUCUCAGUCAGCCUCAGUAUAAAAAGAUUCCUCCAGCAAAUGGUCAGGCUGCAGCGAUUCAGGCCUUGCCCACAGAUUGGCUUAUUUAUGAUGAAAUGACCAGAGCCCAUAGAAUUGCUAAUAUCAGGUGUUGUUCAGCAGUGACACCUGUUACUGUCCUGGUGUUCUGUGGACCAGCAAGGCUGGCAAGUAAUGCUCUUCAGGAACCUUCAUCCUUUAGAGCGGAUGGCAUUCCCAAUGAUAGUAGUGACAGUGAAAUGGAGGACAGAACCACUGCUAAUCUGGCUGCUUUGAAACUUGAUGAGUGGCUUAAUUUCAAAUUAGAGCCAGAGGCUGCCAGUUUAUUGCUGCAGCUUAGACAGAAAUGGCAUAGCUUGUUUUUACGCCGAAUGAGAGCUCCAUCUAAACCUUGGUCUCAAGUCGAUGAAGCUACUAUACGAGCAAUUAUAGCUGUUUUGAGCACUGAAGAACAGUCUGCAGGUUUACAGCAGCCGUCUGGAAUUGGCCAGAGGCCAAGACCCAUGUCUUCAGAAGAACUUCCUUUGGCUUCCUCUUGGAGAUCCAAUAACAGUAGGAAAAGUUCAGCUGACACCGAGUUUGCUGAUGGAUCCACUACUGCAGAAAGAGUACUGAUGAAAUCUCCAUCUCCAGCCUUACAUCCACCUCAGAAGUACAAAGACAGAGGAAUUUUACAUCCUAAACGGAGCACUGAUGACCGAUCAGAUCAAUCAUCUGUAAAAUCUACAGACAGCAGCAGUUACCCAAGUCCUUGUGCUAGUCCCUCUCCUCCAUCCUCAGGGAAGGGCUCAAAGUCUCCUUCACCAAGACCAAACAUGCCUGUUCGUUACUUUAUAAUGAAGAGUAGCAAUCUGAGAAACCUGGAAAUUUCUCAACAGAAGGGUAUCUGGUCUACAACUCCGAGUAAUGAGCGAAAGCUAAAUCGAGCCUUUUGGGAGAGCAGCAUGGUUUACUUGGUAUUUUCUGUUCAAGGAUCUGGACAUUUUCAGGGAUUUUCUAGGAUGUGUUCUGAGAUAGGAAGAGAGAAGAGCCAGGACUGGGGUUCAGCUGGACUAGGUGGAGUAUUUAAAGUAGAGUGGAUACGCAAAGAAAGCCUGCCCUUUCAGUUUGCACACCAUUUGCUCAAUCCUUGGAAUGACAACAAGAAAGUGCAGAUAAGCAGAGAUGGGCAGGAGCUAGAACCUCAGGUUGGUGAACAGUUGCUCCAGUUGUGGGAACGUCUUCCAUUGGGAGAGAAAACGACAGCUGAUUGACAUUGACAUUCAGAAUUCCUGGCUGUGGAAGAGCAUUAUGCCUCUUGUAACUACUGAGUGCACUGACUUGUUGAAAACCUUGAUGAGGUGUUGUGUGUCAUGAAUGGGUUUUGUAACUUAGCGUGUUACUUCAGAAUCAUCAUUUUCAUAUAGAGGAAAAUAUCAUUUAAAUUUUUGUAGUGAUUUUAGGCAAUGACUAUAUAAUGUUAAUUAUAUGUUUCUGAUGAACGAAAUAGUAAUUUUGAUAUUUGAUAUAACAGCACUUAUUUUAAUUUAAUUUAAAUGUAAAGAUUUCUUUAAAAUAUUCAGUUGAUUAUGACAACUUUUUAUUUUUUAUUUAUUUUUUAUUUUUAUUUUUGUUUUUCUGGACAGGAUUUCUUUGUGUAGCAUUGGCUGUCCUGGAACUAGCUCUGUAUGUAGACCAGGGUGGCUUCAAACUCCCAGAGAUCUGCUUGCUGCUGCCACCUGAGUGCUGGGAUUAAAGGCACAUGCCACCACUGCCCAGCGAUGCCAAACUCUUACUGCUGACUAUUUAAUUCAGGAAAGGCAUAAAUAUAUCAGUACAUCUAAGCACCAUUCUAGAAGAGUGAACUUUUAGGUUUAUCAUUAAACAACCAGAAAAACUAAACAUUUAAAUUAUCUCUUUUAGAACUAGUGUAUUUAUAAGGGCUAUUCAUUCUGUUAUUUUUAGUCUGGGAUAUAGUAAAGAAGUAAACAAAUGGGGCACUAUUUUUCUCUGAUUAAAGAAUGAGAUAAAAUCUAAAGAAAGGUAGUUUCUCCCUGCCUUUGAUCAGACCAGGCUUAAUUUUUUUCUGACCCUGCCUGUUUUCACUGAUGUACAGUAUACCUAUUCUUUUUUUCUUCUUCCCAUGAAACAACCUUCACACACUAUUAUUACUAUUAUGGCAUCAUUGUUUUGCUAUAGAAACCCAAUUUAGAAACACUAAAAUUUAUGGAGAUUUAUAGAAGUUUUUAAAAAAUGCUCAGCAGUUAUUGGUAGAUUGGUUGCUGUAUAUCUUUGAAACUAAAGCUCACAAGGACCACAGUUCUUUGUCUUCUUCCAUUUAUUUUUCAAUCUUUUUUCUCACCUGUUUUAUAUGAAUCGACAUUUAUUUUUCUAAGUCUGUGUGGACACCAAGUCUCAUAUUUCUUUGCCAUCUCAGAAUAACUUUGUUUGAUGCCUUUCCCACCACAUAUUAAAGAUUUCCUUAGAGACUUUUUAGAGAGAGUAGAAGGACAGGACAAAAACAACAGAUAUGUCUUUAUUACUGAGCUCUAAAUAGAGCAAGCUUGACAGUAAUUUUCAUGGCAUUUGAGUCAUUAUUAUAAAAUGUAUUUAAUUUAAAGAUAAAAAGAAAACAAAUGUCUGGUUCUAUAUUUGAGAACAAAGAUUUGGAAAAUCAUGGAUUGGCAUGAAAUCUUGAGAACUCUUCUACUUUCUCUGAGAAAACAUAUUGGUGCAUUGCUUUACUAUAUUUUCUGUGACUUUUGCCUAUACUAAAAAUUGUGUUAUAUAAAUAAAUAUGUAAUAUAUGAAUGCAUACAUGUGUACACACACACACUUAUCCACCCACUCACUCACACACUUUGAGGCAUACCUGUAAACUGAGCCAAAGUGAAUUAUGCUUCAUUGUAUGUGUAUUACAUUUCUAUUCCUAUUCAAAAAACUUACAGUUUUCCAUCUAACAUAUACUUCUUUUCAAGUAUAUAUGUAGAAAUUUUCAGGAUACUAAAUUUGGAGGGACUUUCAAAAAAUAAAACUUGUUUAAAUUUUCAUCUCUUUUCUAAUAUCUAGCCUUAUAAAUAAAUGAGAGUUUGUUGGUAGA